AUGUCGCUGCCCACGACGCGUCCUGACAAGAAACUUGGUUUGUUCACCUCGUCUCUGUUCCCAAGUGGUCAGCAGAACAACGACGCUGCAGAGACGAGUGGCAGUCCAGUUGCAGUCGCUGCGACGACGAGCAACCGGAGGACAAAGCUCCUCCGCGAUGGGCUCAUUCUCCUCGUCAGCAUCAUCCUCUCCGUCGCGUUUAUCGUCUGGGGUCCAGCUGGUGACUUCAUCGCCGGGCGCGCGUUUACAGUUUCGACGACAAAUGAAGUUGCAUACGUGUACUAUAAUUGGACGAUGACGCUCCCGCUCACGACGCCGUCGCUCAACAUGCAGGCAUACAACAAUCGACUCGUUGGUUCGAUCCGCUUUACGCGCGCCCCUAUCUCGAGCAAUCAUUUCACGAUCAACAUUGAGACAACCGCUCCAGGGCGCAUGUUCAAGCUCACACCAUGGGUCAUGGCAGGGGCGCAGCAAGCAGGAUUCGGGAUUGUCGUUAGCGACUUGUUGCCGAACACUUUCGGUAUCGACUAUGCAAAUGUCGUCGUUGGCAUUCCAGCUGGGAGGAGUUAUGGCAACUUGACCUGGAAUACAUAUCCUCCGGCAGAGGGCUACCAAAGCCUUCCAGGUCGUAGAUGGGACGUUCAUUUCGACAAUCUCACAGAGGCUGGCAUUGGCUUUGAUCAUGUCAUGGUCAAGACGGACAAGGGGUCGAUCACGAGCUCGGGUGUACGUGGAAACGAUAUUACAGUCGUGACUGUCCACGGGGAUAUCAACGGAAACUUUACUGCUCCCGAGAAUCAUCUCCACAACAGCACCACAGGGGUAAUACCUUGA
Messenger RNA from Serendipita indica DSM 11827, 834 nucleotides. NCBI's taxonomy places the organism in Eukaryota, Fungi, Basidiomycota, Agaricomycetes, Sebacinales, Serendipitaceae. The record is from the annotation of a GenBank genome assembly.